UUCAUGUUAGAAGAGAAUAGACUUCUUAGAUUAACUCUUUGUUAUCCUAAUUAAUCGUAAGUAAGUCAAUACGUUGCAAAACAAAGUACGGAAACACUUCAAAAUGGGACUUUUUAAAAUAAGCCCCACUGAAAUUUUAAAUAAAGAAAAGCAACAAGAUGCCAUCGAAAAAAAAGACGCCGUAUCGGCCAUCAUUGGAGACUUUGGUCGAUGGCAGCUGAUGAUGACGUUAAUCAUACCAUUCUUUGCUUUCCCUUCCACAUUUCAUUUAUAUUUGCCAACAUUUACGACAAAAUCAACAGAUUUUUGGUGUAGAAGGCCCGCAAAUUUGUCUAAUCUACCAAUAGAAUACUGGAUCAAUUACAGUCAACCACUGGAUGCCUGCUCCGUUCGAAAGCUUCCUUCGGGGAUAACUGUGGAGAGUAUUAUGAACUACACAGCUCCAAUCUUAGACUCUUUUCAAAAGUGUACAGAAUGGGAUUUCGAUAGAACGGAUGUCGGAAACACUAUAAUAUCCGAAUGGGACUUGAUUUGCGAUAAUGCUAGUCUCACGACACUAGCGGAAGUAGCAUUUCUAAUCAGCGUUGGUGUCGGUGGUGUGACCGGUGGAUGGUUCUCUGACAAAUUCGGUCGCAAAAAAAUACUGAUGGGUAUGAUUGCAGUCCAGAGUGUGCUUGGAAUUAUAUGCAUUUUUGUGCGUACAUUCGUACAAUAUAUUUUAGUGAGACUUGCGAUGGGUCUAGUAUCAGUUUCAGUGGUAUAUGCUGCUUUCGUUCUCUCCGUAGAACUGGUAGGCGGUCGUUGGGUAACCAUUGCGGGUUCUUUCAAUUUCUUUCCAUUACCUCUAGCGUACAUAAUCGUAUCGUUGGUAUCCAUGGUUUUGCCGGACUGGAGAGAUAUUCAACUAGCUAUGACCAUACCAGGACCAUUUCUACUUCUACUCUGGUUCGUCAUACCAGAAUCACCAAGGUGGUUAUUGAGUAGCGGAAAAAUUGAAGAAGCUAAAAUUAUAUUAGAAAAGGCAGCAAAGUUCAACAAUAGACCUCUUGACGAUUUAGAUAAAAUAUUAACGUCAUACGCAACGGAAAACAAGAGCGAGAAACCAAAUAUUUUGAUGCUUUUUAAAGGACAUCUCUUGAAGAGAACAUUUUGCUUAUUUAUAGCGUGGUUCUCGAUGAACAUCGCUUAUUACGGGCUCGUUUUAAAUAUUGGUAAAUUCAAUUUGGGCAAUUUGCACAUUACGUCAAUCGUACUCGCUGCAGUAGAAAUACCAGCGAUAGCAUUAUGUAUUCCUGUAUUAUUAAAAACUGGUAGACGGACACCUGUGUUUGCCUCUAUGAUUAUUUGCGGGAUCGCGUGUAUAACAAGUGAAUUGUUUGCUAUAACGCUCGACAACGCCUGGAUUGUUAUAUUAUGUUUGAUGGUGGGGAAGUUUACUAUUUCCGGAACAAAUGUGAUGUUGCCAAUAUACACGGCGGAGCUAUAUCCUACUGUAAUAAGAAACCUUGGAGUUGGCGCCACUCAGGUUGCGGCGGGAUUGGCGCUUAUCUGCAUUCCUUAUUUAUGGGAAAUGACUGCGCUCAAUGCACACUUGCCAAUGUCCACAUUAGCACUAUUGAGUAUAGCAGGCGGCGGUAUAAUUCUCUUGCUACCGGACACCAAAUCGGCUGCCGAUAAGAAAAGGGAUUCGGCAAUUGAAGUAUGCGAUGGUACUUUUAAAAGCACAGACAAUACGCCGUGAUAGCUUUUGAUGCAGUUUACGACGGCAAAUACCAGAACCAUGUGGCCCAAGAAGAUGUACAUAAUUUUAAGAGAUGAAAAUCGUAAAGAGAAAUACGCCAGUUGUUAACAAAUAAUAAACGGUUCAAAAUCUGAAGAAAAACACAUUAACAAAUAUCUAAAGGGAUAAUAAGCUAAUAGACAGGCUAAUCUGUCAGUAU
This is a messenger RNA of Pararge aegeria (speckled wood butterfly), 1940 nucleotides long. Its product is annotated as organic cation transporter protein-like. The transcript is spliced from 7 exons. NCBI's taxonomy places the organism in Eukaryota, Metazoa, Arthropoda, Insecta, Lepidoptera, Nymphalidae. The record is from RefSeq and is a predicted model, not a curated record. Gene Ontology annotation, biological process: transmembrane transport. Gene Ontology annotation, molecular function: transmembrane transporter activity. Gene Ontology annotation, cellular component: membrane. The coding region runs from base 104 to 1741 and encodes 545 amino acids.